GUGACUGGCUGCCUUGAGAAGAGCAGGUGAACUCGGAAUCCGCCAUGGAUGCAGUGACCUAUGAGGAUGUGCAUGUGAACUUCACUCAUGAUGAGUGGGCUUUGCUGGAUCCUUCCCAGAAGAGUCUCUACAAAGAUGUGAUGCUGGAAACCUACUGGAACCUCACUAUUGUAGGAUACAAAUGGGAAGACCAUAAUAUUGAAAAACAUUAUCAAAAUGCUACAAGACAUGGAAGGUAUGUCAUCUGUCACUCUGGAUACAAUCCAUGUGAGCAUAAGGGGUAUGGAAAGAAGGAUUGUAUUUCUGUCUCUCUCAGAACAACUGGGAAAUAUGUGGUCAUCCCCACUAUGAGAAAACAUGAUGACUGUGAUACAAGUUUACAAUUAAUUGGUUUUCCAACUUCAGUGGGAAUUCAUCAAGAAACUCUCAUUGGAGAAAAACCUUAUGAGUACCAGGAAUAUGGAAAUUCAUCUGUCUCUUCUGGUUCACUGUGCACAUGUAGUGUGGCUCACAGUAUAAGAAAAUGUUAUGAAUGCAAUCAGUGUUCUCUGAUUUCUUCAAGUUCUCUUCAAAGAUGUGAAAAAGCUCAUGUGGGAAGAGAAAAUAAUAAAUGUGAGUCAUCUACUAAAGGCUUUAGCCUUUGCAGGCAUUUUCAAACACACCAAACAUCCAAAAGCAAAGAGGCUUUCUAUGAAUGUAAUCAAUAUGAUAAAGCCUUUAUAUCUGAUUGCUCUUUAGAAGUAUACAAAAAAACUCAUUUGGAAGAAAAACCCUAUGAAUAUAAUCAAAGUUAUGAAGCCUCUGCAUGUCACAGUCUUCAUCAUCAAGUACAUAGAAUUCAAACUCGAGAGAAAUGCUAUGAAUGUAAUCAAUAUAGUAAAGCCUUUGUACAGAUGAGUGAUCUUCACAGACAUGAAAGAAUUUAUACUAGAGAGAAACCAUAUGAAUAUAAUCAAUGUGAUAAAGCCUUUUCAGAGAAGAGACAUCUUCAUGGUCACGAAAGAGAGAAACCCUACGUAUGUAAUCAAUGUGGUAAAUUCUUUACAGGAAAGAAUAGUCUUCGCAGUCAUGAAAGAAGUCAUACUGGAGAGAAACCCUAUGAAUGUAAUCAAUGUGGUAAAGCCUUUGCACAGAAGAGUAGUCUUCAAAAUCAUGAAAGAAUUCAUACUGGAGAGAAACCUUAUGAAUGUAAUCAAUGUGGAAAAGCCUUUGCACAGAAGAGUAGUCUUCAAAGUCAUGAAAGAAUUCAUACUGGAGAGAAACCAUAUGGAUGUGAUCAAUGUGGUAAAGCAUUUACACAGAAGAAUCAUCUCCAAAGUCAUGAAAGAAUUCAUACUGGAGAGAAACCCUAUGAAUGUAAUCAAUGUGGUAAAGCCUUUGCAACAAAGAGUCAUCUUCUCAGCCAUGAAAGAAGUCAUACUGGAGAGAAACCCUAUGAAUGUAAUCAAUGUGGCAAAGCCUUUGCAAUGAAGAGUUAUCUUCUCAGCCAUGAAAGAAGUCAUACUGGAGAGAAACCCUAUGAAUGUAAUCAAUGUGGUAAAGCCUUUGCACAAAAGGGUAAUCUUCUCAAUCAUGAAAGAAUUCAUACUGGAGAAAAACCCUAUGAAUGUAAUCAAUGUGGUAAAGCCUUUGCAAUGAAGUGUCAUCUUCAAAGUCAUGAAAGAAUUCAUAGUAGAGAGAAACCCUAUGAAUGUAAUCAUUGUGGUAAAGCCAUUGCCUCGAAGAGUUAUCUUCUUAAUCAUGAAAGAAUUCAUACUGCAGGAAAACCCUAUAAAUGUGACCAAUGUGGUAAAGCAUUUGCAAGGAAGAGUAAUCUUCACAGUCAUGAAAGAAUUCAUACUGGACAGUACCAUAUGGAUGUAAUCAAUGUGCCAAUUUAAGAUGUGAGAUCAUGUGGGUGUCAUGUUGGUGCUGGAAACUGAACUGUGUUUUCUACAAAAGGUACAAACUGGAGUCCAGUUCCAUCAGUGUUCAGGUCCCAAAGAAGAGAUCAAGCAUCAGCAGAGGAAGGAGACUGCCAUGAUCUGAGCAUGAAGCAGUAUAGCUGCUGCUUUAUUGAAAAACAACUACACAUUUUAUGCUCUAUAACUGAAUCUUAGUUUAGACUUAAACAGGUUAAAAACAGACUUAAUGAUUCCAGGAUAAAAGCAGCCAUCAACCUCAUUACAGCAUUUUUCUGAGGCAAAAAGUGAUAAAUUCAGCAAGUAUCUUAAUGCCUUUCUAGAUGUGAGCCCAUGGUUUCCUUUCAUAGUUGCUUUCAUCCUUGGAACUAGGUGUAUCUGGUUAGUAAAUCAUUAAGUUCUCUAUUUUUGGUGUAAUCAGUGGACACAAUGGGGAUUCUUGUGUGGAAGUAGACAUAGUGAUCACACUGUGUGCUUCCAUGGUGGUGGGGAUUUUUUCCAAGAAUUUUGUUUAAAGAGACUGCCUUACCUAUGUAUAUGUUCCCAUCCUCCAGUGUAGCCAGCAAAAAAAAAAAAAAUUCCCACAGUAAAAGGCAUAAGUGGUGAGCAUGCCAGGGUCAGAGCUGUGCCCAGGAGUCCCUGGACAAGGAAAAGGAGAAUGAUGGAAAAAAGGCUUCCUUCUUGCUCACUGGUGGAGCACAAUAAGCUGAGAUUACACAAAACUGAAAAACCUCCCAGGUGGCAAAGUAUUGAAGAAUCCUUCCACUUCUCACAUGGGAAACUGAAACAGAAGGAAGACAAUCGUGGCUAGAGCAAUUCUGGGUAUUGUUCCAACUGGUUAUUGUAACUAUGGUAACAAGUGUGGUGCACUUACAUCUGUUUGAGUAACAGGCAUAAGGAGGUGAAAUCACUGAA
Molecule: messenger RNA, 2816 nt
Organism: Peromyscus maniculatus bairdii (prairie deer mouse)
Lineage: Eukaryota; Metazoa; Chordata; Mammalia; Rodentia; Cricetidae
Biological process (GO): regulation of transcription by RNA polymerase II
Molecular function (GO): RNA polymerase II cis-regulatory region sequence-specific DNA binding; DNA-binding transcription factor activity, RNA polymerase II-specific
Source: RefSeq, a predicted model, not a curated record